Messenger RNA from Anthonomus grandis grandis, 480 nucleotides. RefSeq lists its product as uncharacterized. The transcript is spliced from 2 exons. NCBI's taxonomy places the organism in Eukaryota, Metazoa, Arthropoda, Insecta, Coleoptera, Curculionidae. The coding region runs from base 22 to 480 and encodes 152 amino acids. The record is from RefSeq and is a predicted model, not a curated record.
ACGACUGCUAAACCGAUACUGAUGCAUGAAGCGAUUCCUGAAACUCAGAGACAUUCCAUCACAUUGAGGUACCUAGCUUCUGGUAUGGAUUUGGAAGACUUGAAGUUCAUGUGCGCCAUUGCUCCUCAGACUCUGGAACUUAUAAUAAUGGAAACUUGCUCAGCAAUUAUCGAGGCAUUAAAAGAUAAUAUUCAGAUUCCAAAAACUAAAGAGGGAUGGACGCAGAUUGCACAGGAAUUUGAAGAAAAAUGGAACUUUCAUAACUGUGUAGGAAGUGUUGAUGGCAAACACAUAUUAAUCCAAAAACUCUCCAAUUCGGGGUCUUACUAUUAUAACUAUAAAGGUUCGUUUAAUAUUGUGCUUGUAAAUGGCGAUUGUAAAUGCAAAUUAUUAUUUCAUGAUGAUCGAUGUCGGAGCAAAUGGCCGAGUGUCAGAUGGUGGAGUGUUGAAGAAUACGUUAUUUUGGCGCAGGUGGUCUGA